AUGGCGACCUAUGGGAUGGGAGAGCUUGCACGAGAAGCGGCUGAACUACUGGAGCAACGGGAAGGAACUAAAGCCGGCUCGGCUCGGCUGGUGGUUCGAGACACCCUGUGGGCAGAGGGGCAACCAGGGCAAGGAAGCGUCGAGCUCGACGGCACCACUUGGCGGCUGUGGGACUAUCAGGAGGACGUCAUGAUGACGGAGGACCUGGCAGCCCUUCUUCACCUACCGGAGGUGUCCAUCGAGCGGCGGCAGUGCGUGACCAUUACCAUCGCGGCUAUGGUGGAGUGGAAGGAGAAGAGCCGACGGCCGUCGGUGGAGCAGGUUCAGACCAGAGCACAAAGCCUGAGGUUGGAGCAGACGCGGCUAGCAGUGGACGCGGCCAACACCAUCGGCGAGGCGGAGGAGAUGGUUGCAGCACCUCACUACAGCUCACCACGAGAAGGACUUUCGCUCGUUGGCGGUCUUCCCUUUGGAG
Messenger RNA from Durusdinium trenchii, 475 nucleotides. The record is from the annotation of a GenBank genome assembly. NCBI's taxonomy places the organism in Eukaryota, Dinophyceae, Suessiales, Symbiodiniaceae.